GUACGAACUCUCGUUACUGAUUCAUGAAGAAAACACCGUCGCACCUUACGAUUUGUCCUCCAAAGCGGGAUACUCUACGUCUUUCUGACGUCACAGACUAAUGUAAACAGAUCAAAGUUCGCAACGCUUCAUCGGCAGAAACAUCAUCGCUCAUGUUUCAUAUUUUUCCAGGCACGUGGGAGAUUGAGAACAGCGUGACCUCCUCCACGAACGGAGGCACCUUGUUGUUUGAAAAGCAAGACGUGUUUUACCAAACUUUUUGAAGUUAAACACUUGUAGUCAGUAUCACAAGAUCCAGAGAUCCUCCAACUAUAAAUGAAAGUUCAGCCUCCAUAGCAUGUCAUCGUACGUUGAUUGUUGCGGUCCUCGAAGAUCACUCGACAGCGGCACAAGCAAACCGCCAGACGCGUGUAAAUCUUCCUCGAACAGUUUUAUCCCGAUCGGUCAUCGUCAACAGUCAUAUAACGAUAACUCUGAAUCAACAGAACACAGGUCUGACCCAAUUUGGAACGAGGUAGCCAAGCGAUAUCAAGAGAUAAUUGAAAAAGAAUACAAAAUAUUGGGUCAGUACUAUGAUGAUCAACUGGUUACCCAGAGUAGCGCUGGUUCACCUAAGGUAUUAACACAAGUAAUUUUGAAUGGGCAUGACGGAUCACGUUUACAAGGAAAACCAAAGGACACGUCAUGCAAGCAAACAGAGACGCGUACAGAAACAGGAAAUGACACCACCGAUGUUAAUAACUGCAAUAGCAGAGUGCUAAAGAAGACAAUGGAUAACAAAAUUCUUCCUCAAAUUGUAGAUGUCUACAGUUUGAAUUCCGUCAAAACCAACAUGAAAACAACUGGAAUAGUCGGUUUACAAGAGUUCAGUCUAAAUGAGGGGGACCGUUAUAAGUUUCCGUUGAAUCACGGUGAAACCGCAAAAAGGGUUAUACAAGAUCGUAAUCUUUGUAGCCCCAGUUCUGUCAAGAAAUCUCCGCAGCCGGAUAAGAUAAUAGAUCUUACUAUCGACGAAGAAGGAGAAGAACAAAUUAGUGUCGACAAAGGAUCUAAUGAUAUGAAUGAAAAUAUCUCAAAAUCCAUUUUGGACGACCCAAGUAAGCAUGAUGAACUAAAGGAGAAAAUUGACACAGCUGAUAAUGAAGAAGAUAAUGCAGCUAAAACUGAACGUAGCCAAAAUAAGCACAAAGACAGAGGUAGGAAAAGAAAACGAAGGUGUCAAACAACAUAUCGUGAAAGCUUGAGCAAGUACGGUGCCGAGGGAUGUGACAGUGAAAGAACUCUGUGCAACAGUUGUAACAAUAGCAAGGUUGACAAUCGAAAUGAUGGAAGUGUACAAAAAUUAUGGGACAAGAGUAAUAACAGCAGUUCGAGUAAAGACGAAAUGAGCCAAAUUACAGAAGACAGGAAUCAAACCUUAAGUAGCAUCGGUGUUGUCAAUGACGCGAGUAGUGUGUUGGACUCGACGUAUCGUGCGAACAAGAUUACGACACUUAAAGCCAGACUAGCCAAGCAAGAAGAAGAGCUUGCUAGGCUUAGAACUCAGAAGGAAAGAUUACACGUCCAAUCAAACCAUAAAACCUUAGAUACACGUGGCAAGUGGUUCUCAAGCCUGGCAGAUUCAUGUGCAAAAACCGAUAUGGAACAAAAGCAAAAUUUUAAAACAGUGAGUGUAGAUGACAUAUGUCAACACGUGUUAAAAUCAUUUGAUAUUUUUAAUGCUCGCCGGUUCAGGAACAGAAAAAAGGAAAAGGCGGCGCCGCAGUCUCCUAACAAUACUUGCGUGGUUAAGCAAGAUGGCAAUGAUAUCUGCUUCCAAACUGAGCAAGAUGAAUUUCUGUCGCGAGUUGGUUUGAAAAGAAGGUGUAUAAAAAGAAAUUGAAAUUUAAUCAGUUCAGGGAAAGGACAUGGUACGGUGUUUCGCGCAGUUGCACAGGA
Molecule: messenger RNA, 1938 nt
Organism: Pocillopora damicornis (cauliflower coral)
Lineage: Eukaryota; Metazoa; Cnidaria; Anthozoa; Scleractinia; Pocilloporidae
Source: RefSeq, a predicted model, not a curated record